AUGUCGACAACGGUGACCUUGGAGCUGCCCGCUCGCGAAGAACGGCGGAAUUCGCCAGAAGAGCCUGAGCAGGCGUAUGGACCCGAUCCGGACGUCCAUGUUGCUCGGGUCAAGCAGAAGUGGAACGAGCCUUCCAUCAAUAAAUGGCGUAUAGCAGCAGCUUUUGCCAGUUUUGCAGUUGUGGGCGCUAGUGAUGGUGUAUACGGUAUACGCGAGGACUUCAAUCUGUCCACCACUGUGGUGUCUCUGAUCUUCGUGACCCCGUUUGCUGGUUAUACGUUGGCUUCUAUCGCAGUGAACAAAAUCCAUAUGACCUGGGGCCAGCGCGGAAUUGCGAUCAUUGCGCCGCUAUGUCACUUAAUUCCUUUCGUCGUCAUGGCGUCCUAUCCACGCUUCCCGGUUCUGCUGGUUGCUUAUGCCUUCGUCGGGCUUGGUAAUGGGCUUAUCGACGCAGGUUGGAACGCAUGGGUUGGGGACAUGGUUAGCGCCAGUACACUUAUGGGGCUCAUGCAUGCAUGUUACGGACUAGGCGCGACUGUGAGUCCAGCUAUCGCAACGGCGAUGGUCGACCAUGGCCUGAAGUGGUCUACGUUCUACUUCACUUUGGUUGGCGGAUCUGCCCUGGAGCUCAUUACCUGUGGGCCUCUGUUCUGGCCUGAGAAUGGCGAGCGAUUUAGGAUCAAUAACCCUAAAAUGUCGGGCUCGACAGGGGACUCUCGAACGACUGAAGCCGUCAAGAACCGUGUCACCUGGAUUCUAGCAUUCUUCCUAUUUGCUUAUAUGGGAGUUGAAGUAUCGAUCGGGGGCUGGAUUGUCGAGUUCAUGAUGCAGGUUCGCGACGGUGGCGCCGUAGCGUCUGGUCUUGUUCCUACAGGGUUUUGGGCUGGCAUCACAGUCGGCCGAAUUGUACUUGGGUUUGCGAAUGAGGCUAUUGGCGAGCGACUUGCCGUGAUCAUAUACUUGGCUUUAGCUAUCGCCCUCGAACUUGUGUUCUGGCUCGUCCCACACUUCAUUGUUUCUGCCGUCGCAGUGUCCUUAAUGGGAUUCUUUACAGGACCUCUCUUCCCCGCCGCGGUCACGGUCGCUGCUAAGUUGCUUCCGAAGCACCUACACACGCCGAGUAUCGGCCUCGUCUCUGCUUUCGGGGGUAGUGGUGGUGCUAUACUACCGUUCGUCGCCGGUGCUAUUGCACAGCCACAUGGUGUCUCAAGCCUGCAGCCUUUCGCGUUGGCCCUCCUUGCCACUAUUGCUGGUCUCUGGCUGCUCUUACCUAGAAAACCCCGGCAUUCUCACGAUAACUGA
Aspergillus mulundensis is the source of this 1302-nucleotide messenger RNA. RefSeq lists its product as uncharacterized. Gene Ontology annotation, biological process: transmembrane transport. The record is from RefSeq and is a predicted model, not a curated record. Gene Ontology annotation, cellular component: membrane. Gene Ontology annotation, molecular function: transmembrane transporter activity. Lineage: Eukaryota; Fungi; Ascomycota; Eurotiomycetes; Eurotiales; Aspergillaceae. Bases 1 to 1302 code for a protein of 433 amino acids. The transcript is spliced from 5 exons.